Messenger RNA from Myotis brandtii (Brandt's bat), 1446 nucleotides. It is a transcript of the gene SSBP3, whose product is annotated as single stranded DNA binding protein 3. Gene Ontology annotation, molecular function: protein binding; single-stranded DNA binding. Lineage: Eukaryota; Metazoa; Chordata; Mammalia; Chiroptera; Vespertilionidae. The annotation marks the transcript as partial. Gene Ontology annotation, cellular component: nucleus. The record is from RefSeq and is a predicted model, not a curated record. The transcript is spliced from 17 exons. Gene Ontology annotation, biological process: positive regulation of transcription by RNA polymerase II.
CUUCCUCUCUCUGCCCCCUGCCCGCGCUCCAGGUUAGCUUUAUACGUCUACGAGUAUUUACUGCACGUCGGAGCACAGAAAUCUGCACAGACCUUCUUGUCAGAGAUUCGAUGGGAAAAAAACAUCACGUUGGGCGAACCACCUGGGUUUUUGCAUUCGUGGUGGUGCGUAUUUUGGGACCUUUACUGUGCAGCUCCUGAAAGGCGAGACACUUGUGAACAUUCAAGUGAAGCAAAAGCCUUUCAUGAUUACAGUGCAGCAGCAGCCCCAAGCCCGGUGCUUGGCAACAUUCCCCCCAAUGAUGGGAUGCCUGGAGGCCCCAUCCCACCGGGUUUCUUUCAGGGUCCUCCGGGGUCACAGCCCUCGCCGCACGCACAGCCUCCACCCCACAAUCCCAGCAGCAUGAUGGGACCCCACAGUCAGCCUUUUAUGUCACCGCGAUACGCAGGCGGCCCCAGGCCCCCGAUCAGAAUGGGAAACCAGCCUCCGGGAGGAGUUCCUGGGACACAGCCACUGCUGCCCAAUUCCAUGGACCCCACACGACAGCAAGGGCACCCCAACAUGGGAGGAUCAAUGCAGAGAAUGAACCCUCCCCGAGGCAUGGGACCUAUGGGUCCUGGCCCACAGAAUUACGGCAGCGGCAUGAGACCACCACCCAACUCCCUCGGCCCCGCCAUGCCCGGGAUUAACAUGGGCCCGGGAGCUGGCAGACCCUGGCCCAAUCCUAACAGUGCUAACUCAAUUCCAUACUCCUCCUCAUCACCCGGUACCUACGUGGGACCUCCUGGCGGUGGCGGCCCCCCAGGAACACCCAUCAUGCCUAGUCCUGCAGAUUCAACAAAUUCCAGUGACAACAUCUACACAAUGAUUAAUCCGGUGCCGCCUGGAGGCAGCCGGUCCAACUUCCCGAUGGGUCCAGGCUCCGACGGCCCGAUGGGAGGCAUGGGCGGCAUGGAGCCCCACCACAUGAACGGAUCGUUAGGGUCAGGUGACAUAGAUGGACUUCCAAAAAAUUCUCCUAACAACAUAAGUGGCAUUAGCAAUCCUCCAGGCACCCCGAGAGACGACGGCGAGCUGGGAGGGAACUUCCUCCACUCCUUCCAGAACGACAAUUAUUCUCCAAGCAUGACGAUGAGUGUGUGACCCUCCUCUUCUCCGAGAUGCUGAGAGAGCCGGCAUUGCAGGCGGGAAGAUGCCAGAAAUUAUGCAAGAAGAAGUGAGGUGUCAUUGCCCAGGCGCUGGGGGAGGGGCACCUCCCGCUCCCCCUCCACCCUGCCCUCUCCACUCCCCCACCUUUCCCAAUUUUAGUUUCAUGCAAUAAAAAGGCCGAACUUUUUAUUCCAUAAAACAUGAAGGACAAAACUCAAAAUAAAAAUAUAUUUCAAGUCAUUGACCAGAAAAAUCCCACCCCUUGCUCUUUCCCAAAAGGAUCUUUUAAGUACAUGA